Molecule: messenger RNA, 888 nt
Organism: Sorex fumeus (smoky shrew)
Lineage: Eukaryota; Metazoa; Chordata; Mammalia; Eulipotyphla; Soricidae
Gene: CEBPD
Product: CCAAT enhancer binding protein delta
Exons: 1
Coding region: 7-699 (230 amino acids)
Biological process (GO): DNA-templated transcription; regulation of transcription by RNA polymerase II; regulation of cell differentiation
Molecular function (GO): RNA polymerase II cis-regulatory region sequence-specific DNA binding; DNA-binding transcription factor activity, RNA polymerase II-specific
Source: RefSeq, a predicted model, not a curated record
GGCGCCAUGAGCGCGGCGCUCUUCAGCCUGGACGCGCCCGCGGGCCUGGGCCUGGGCGCGGGCAAGGCGGCGCGCGCGCCCGAGCCCGCGAUGGACGACGACGAGGGCGCCAUCGACUUCAGCGCCUACAUCGACUCCAUGGCGGCCGUGCCCACGCUGGAGCUGUGCCACGACGAGCUCUUCGCCGACCUGUUCAACAGCAACCACAAGGCGGGCGCGCUGGAGCUGCUGGGCCCGGGCCCCGGCGCGCCGCGGCCGCUCAAGCGCGAGCCCGCCUGGGCGGGGGACGCGGCCGGCUCGCUGCUGCCCGCGCAGGUGGCGGCGUGCGCGCAGACGGUGGUCAGCCUGGCCGCGCCCACGCCGCCCGCGUCGCCCGAGCCGCCGCGCGCCAGCCCCGCGCCCGCGCCCGCGCCCGCGCGCGACAAGGCGGCGCUGGCGGCGGCCAAGCGCGGCCCGGACCGCGGCAGCCCCGAGUACCGGCAGCGGCGCGAGCGCAACAACAUCGCCGUGCGCAAGAGCCGCGACAAGGCCAAGCGGCGCAACCAGGAGAUGCAGCAGAAGCUGGUGGAGCUGUCGGCCGAGAACGAGAAGCUGCACCAGCGCGUGGAGCAGCUCACGCGCGACCUGGCCGGCCUGCGCCAGUUCUUCAAGCAGCUGCCCGGCGCGCCCUUCCUGCCCGGCGCGGCCGACGGCCGGUGACCCCGGCGCGCGCGCCCGCCCGCCCGCCCCUAAGUUAUUGGAGGAGCAGGGACGCUCGCCGCCGCCGCCGCGCGUGGGUGCCGCGGGGCGCGCGGACGGACUGCCGCGAGACGCAGAGACUGAGCACGCUCCCGUUUUUAUACGAGACUUUGGAACCGCGUUUGUAAGAAUAAAGACUGGUGAAACCGC